Dalotia coriaria is the source of this 1039-nucleotide messenger RNA. RefSeq names its product Synthesis of cytochrome c oxidase (gene Scox). Gene Ontology annotation, biological process: mitochondrial respiratory chain complex IV assembly; intracellular copper ion homeostasis. Gene Ontology annotation, molecular function: copper chaperone activity; copper ion binding. NCBI's taxonomy places the organism in Eukaryota, Metazoa, Arthropoda, Insecta, Coleoptera, Staphylinidae. The record is from RefSeq and is a predicted model, not a curated record. Gene Ontology annotation, cellular component: mitochondrial inner membrane.
UGUUCUGUUAAAUAAUGUCAAGUUUGGUAACACACUUGAAAACUUUGGGGUUAUUAUUCAAAAACCGAUUGAGUUUUCAUUUGAUUUUCCAGAUUUCCUUCCACAAUGACCAUAAUAAUCCCGCGAAUUCUUAAGAAAUGUCUAAAACUAGGCAGUCUUGCAGUUUUCACACCCCAAUUAAAGAAUAUUCGUAUGAUGAGCCGUAUACCAAUGCCUGAGAAACCUGCAAUGGCGGGCCAAGGAAAAGGCCCUAUGACAUGGAAAUCCUUCGCAAUCACAUCCGCAAUUGGAGGCGGAAUUCUUGCAUUUAUGCUUUAUGUAAAGAAUGAAAAAGAACAAGCUCAGUUAAAAGAGCGUCAAAAAAUGUUAGGUAAAGCAGCGAUCGGCGGUAAAUUCGAUCUAAUUGAUUCCAACAAACAGCCAAGAACAAGUGAAGAGUUUUUGGGCAAGUGGGUUCUUCUAUAUUUUGGAUUUACACAUUGUCCAGAUAUUUGUCCUGAUGAAUUGGAGAAAAUGGCCAGUGUUAUAAACAAAAUUGAUAAAGAUGGAAACAUUGAAAUGCAACCAUUAUUUAUCACUGUUGAUCCAAACCGUGAUAAACCAGAAACAGUUGGCAAAUACUGCAAAGAAUUCCACCCGCGAUUACUUGGUUUAACCGGCACAGAAGACCAAAUAUCAAAGGCGUGUAAAGCCUAUCGGGUGUAUUUCAGCGCCGGCCCGAAAGACCAAGACGCCGAUUAUAUUGUCGAUCACACUAUUAUCAUGUAUCUGGUGAAUCAAGGUGAGUUUGUUGAUUACUACGGUCAGAAUCGCGAUGCCGAUGAGAUUUCCGACUCGAUACGAAUCAACGUUGCUAAGUACAAUCAAGUACACAAAGGCGGUUGGUUUGGCGCAUCAAAGUGAAUACAAUAAGUACCAAAAAGUGUUGAUAGCAUUUGUUUAACUAUUGAAAUAACUACUUAUUAUUAAUUUUAAUUUUUUCUAAUACUUGCCGACGUUUUAUUACAUUUCGGCAUCAAAUAAAUUAUUAUGUGAGUUA